Messenger RNA from Strongylocentrotus purpuratus (purple sea urchin), 1267 nucleotides. RefSeq names its product sorting nexin-19. The transcript has 7 exons. The record is from RefSeq and is a predicted model, not a curated record. Lineage: Eukaryota; Metazoa; Echinodermata; Echinoidea; Camarodonta; Strongylocentrotidae. Bases 45 to 1235 code for a protein of 396 amino acids. Gene Ontology annotation, molecular function: phosphatidylinositol binding. Gene Ontology annotation, cellular component: intracellular membrane-bounded organelle.
AUUGUUUCUUUCUUGCAGGUAUUGUGAACAUUCCAAAGCAGUCCAUGCUGCCAAUCAGCAGACUUAGCCCAGCAAUGGAGGAACAGAAGAGGGCCUCUUUAGAAACGUACCUUAAGCAACUGCUGAGUCGUCCAGUCAUUCAUAACAGCAGAGAGAUGGCCGAGUUUCUAGCGAUCGAUGGCGAUGGCCAUAUAGAGUUUGUCAAGAAAGCUACCAUUGGACCCCUAAGGAUUGAUAAACUUCUGAUACAUCAGGUAUCGGGCAUCGUCGGUACCAUCAAGACCAUCCUUCCAGAACGACCGGCCAUGAUGCGGCCCUCCUCCUCCUCAAGGCAAACCCCUUCCUCCGCCGCUACGGCCUCUGCCCCUUCGGACCAGCCUAGUCAAACGAUGCAGUCACAUGACCAGAACCGACCAAUGGCAGAGGAGAUUGGUCAGGUCGUAGCCAGACAGCAGCCUGUAGGUGGAGAGGACCAAUGGGACCUGGGUGAUAAGUCAAGGAUUAGACUGUUUGGCUUGGAUGAAAUGAAAGAGUCCCACAUGCAGCGGGUCAUGAAGCUCCUUGUUGGUCAGAAGCACGAGCAGUUCACCCUACGCUCUCCCUCGCCCCCUCCGCCAGGGGACUACGACAAGGUGUUCCUUGGACCCCGGUCCGAGGGCGAUGGGUCAGACGCCCCCAGCGAACCUCACAGAGAGGGGGUGAUAGAGGUCAAGCCGGGUCAGGUGGGGUCAAAGGACAAUGUAGACGUCUAUAAAGCCCUAUUUGGAGUGAUGAGCGAGGCUCUGCUCAAUCAGCAGAGUUUUGUGCUGGAUGAGAGCCUGCAGGGCACACUGACCAUUCUUAUUGGAGACCUCGUAGAUAAAUGGCUUUUCCGUGAGGUUGGGCUGCUCUUCGACGAGGCUCAAUGGGGCUACUACCUAUCUCUCCUGCGUGAGCUCCUAUGGCCUGGGGGUGUUUGGUGCCCCAAGGAACGAGAAACCAAGACCCCAGAUGAGAUGGCCAAAACCAAGGAGGAUGCGCUGCAUGAGCUCACCCACAAUGCUGCUGCAGCUGUUCUGAGUGUUAUUCUGGGAGAAGAUCAUCUUCGUGAAGGGAUCUCAUUGGUCCUAGACUCCUUGCAGGACCAAGCGCUCAACAAGCAUUUAUUGUUUACCUUCUUAGACCAUGCCAUGGAUCAGCUAGUAACAGAGAUACACGAUGCAAAGUUCCAAGACCUCCUAGCUGCUAUGCCUUGAUCACCAUCUGCGUAACUAUCAAUUGUUUUCUU